AUGGCGGUGCGCGCGUCUAGGAAAGGGCAGACGAAGAAGCGAUUCGGUGCGAGCGGCUCCUGCGUGGAGUCUUGGAUCAGCGAGGCCAUGACGGGCUCCGUCCCCUUCUUGAAGAAUCGCGCCCUGAUCCCCUCGGACGUCGACCCGGGGUUCGCCUACGGCCGGAAGGCGGGGACGGCUGGCGACAUGGGGAGGCAGGACGAGGAGGUGGCAGUGCAAGACAAGCGGUGCCCUGUCGAGACGGCCUCGACCAGGCUGUCGGCGUCCACUGCGGGUCCCGUCGCCGAGUCCACCGUCAGGCUGCUCAAGUUCGGGCGCCGUUGGGAGUCUGCGGACCCCACGGAGCUGCUGGCCCGCGAGUCGGAGGUGUUGCGCGCUUUGCGCAGCCUGCGCGAGGUCUACGAGGAGCAGAGGAAAGCCCAGGACGAGCGGCCCGCCGAGUGCGCGGCGGUGUACUGCCCGGUGCAGAGGCGGGGGCUGCUCACCAGGAGGCGCGGCCAGGUCGUCGAGUCGUUUGGCCGCAGGGAGUCCGGCGAGUGGGUACUGGAGCCCGAGGAGGUGCUGUACCUGGCUGAGCGCGGCGCGCUGGCCGUCUACGCGCCGGCCCCGGAGGCGGCGGGCGACGCCCUGGCAUCCAGCCCCCUGGGCGCGAGCGAGCACCUCCGGAGGCUCACGGUGCCGGAGGUCGGGGCUGGCGGGUCCUUUGGCAGGAAGGCGAGCCUGGCUUUGGCGCUGGGCGAGGCAGAGCCCCAAAUCGACAUCUGCGCGCGUGCAAUGGGCUUUCGUUUAGCUGGCGCCGCUGCGGCCGCCCAUGGGGCCUUCAAAUUCGACGUCCUGGCCGCCGCGCCCCCCGUGCAUGUCUGCGUCGCGCCAGGUUUCGAGAAGGACUUCCCGGUCGCCUGCGCCCACAGGGACAUGAUCGAUGCUCGAGAUGAGCGCGUCCGUCCUGGGCUGGGCCCGCCGUGCACUGGGGACGAACAGAUCGAGGGCGCAGUGGCGCAGAGGGAGCUGCACGUCGUGGGCCCCGAGGAGAGGAUCUCCUGGAGGGACUGCUGUGCCACGCCACGCAGUGGGGGAACGUGGGCGCUGGCGCGAGGGGCCCCAGGACCGAACGCAGCAGAGGCCUUGCGGGUUUCGCUGGGCCGGGAGCCAGGCAUGGUGUUCGCCGUGGCGGACGACGCAUGCGUGCACGGGGGCCCCGCGUUCCUCGAGCUAACCGCCAUGUCGCGCCCAGGCGACGCCUUCCCCGCCGCCCGGGGCCCGGCGGCGGCGGCGCACUCGGUCUCCGACAGCGAGGACGCCAGGGGCGCGGUGCGGCCGUGGCCUGCUUUGGAGGCCGCGCGGACACCGGGCGCCGACGGCGCCGUGGCGCUGCCAGAUCCAGCUCCCUUGCCGGCCGGCCCCAGUUCAGCCAGCCGCCGCACCGCGGCAGAGGCUGCAGAUCAGUACGCCGAGAUCCUCAGGUACCCACAGAUCGACACCUACAUGGGAGCUAUCCAGUGGCUGCGUGGCGUUGGCGUGGCAAUCGCAUGA
Prorocentrum cordatum is the source of this 1533-nucleotide messenger RNA. Lineage: Eukaryota; Dinophyceae; Prorocentrales; Prorocentraceae. The record is from the annotation of a GenBank genome assembly.